AUGGCCUCGCCGACAUCUGUCUUGUCCAAGACAUUGCAGUCAAUCACUGUGACCAAAAUCAAGGAGCUCGAGAAGCAGCGUAGCUCCUACGAAGCACGGAAGUCCUCCGUCUUGGCCAAAGCCUCGGCGUGCAGAACACCACACGAUAGGCUCUCUUGUCUGCUCGAUGGCGUUCAAGAGCUCUACCCUGCGGCAAUGAAGGAGCCUUCGCUUGUCAACAUGGGACGAUGGCUCGAGCAGUCUCGAUACGAUUGCUCCAUCUCCCAGUCCAUGCUGCAGUCCUUUGAGGGUCAAUUGCGCAAGAAGCUCGAUGUACGUAGCCGAAGACUUGCUCUAGCAGAUCUGUACUCUCGUCUUCUGACCGAAUGGAUGAGCCGAUCCCCAGCCGAUGCGUCCAUGAGCGACCCCGCUGGUCUCUUUUCGGAGGAGUCUCCCAAGGAGAGCUUUGAGGUUGUUGAGCGCCAGAGACAGCGACUCGAGGAAUUAGUCGACAAAUUCGAGCAAGUUGUCUUUGAACCUCUAAACACCAGCGAGACCGAGAUCACUUCUUUUCUUGACCGUCUAUUUCCUAGCGAGGAAGCGGUGAAGGCUCUGCAAACGCUUCGCCAGACGGUGGCCAACACGACCAACGCCUUCAUGGCUGAAAUCGCCCCGUUUACACAUGAAUCUCUUACCCACUGCCUCAAGGGUCUUCUCACCGAGGAUCUCCUUACCGACGAGAAACAAGCCAUCCUGAGGGACUUUUUAGAUAAUCCUGUCGCAUUGACUGAAAUUGCCGAUGUCCUCAACAUGAGGUUCGCAGACCUGCGGAAUUGGGACUGGAAUGCGGGCAAGGACGGUUUACGCGUCCUGCCACGACAGCAGCUCAAUGGGAAGUAUCGUAUCUGGACGGACGAUGAUAUCCUAGAGAUGCUGUUCGUCCAGUACAUUGGUAUCCGUCUCUGCAAUAUCCUCAAAGCCAGCCUGACAGACUUUGUGUCCGACCCUGCCAUUUGGUCGUGGGGCCAAGGCGCCCAUUGUACACCCCAACGGCGCGAUCUAGACCGAAGGCAAUAUUUCCUUGGUUCCUCAAGCGUGGUGUACUGGAAAAGCGUCCAAGCCGACCGUAAAUCCAGCUUCCUCAGCACCUUCUUCUUGUCACAGCUUCCCGCGGACGAAGCCUCGCUAUAUGAAGGGAAUGGUGGGUACGAUGGAGAUGAAGACGACAGUAGUGUCGGUGUAACGCAAGCAAAUAACCCUGACAGUGGUACAAACAAGGACGCGGAACCACAGAAAACGUCAAGCAUCAAGCAGAAGCUCCUCCGUCAACUGACAUGUGACCUCCUCAUGCAUAGGUUAAGGGGCAGGCACCACGGCAGUGGGCAACGCGAAGAGGGCGCAGCAGUUAUGCUGCAGACUGACCUGCAGUGGUUCGCCACUGGACUGCCUCACAGCACCAUCUAUGCCGUCAUGCGAUAUGUUGGGUUCUCGGAAGACUGGAUACGCUUCUUCAGGAAGUACCUAGAGGCACCAUUAAACCUAGAUCAAUCGGCGGAUUACCGUACGCCCAAGGGGGCGCGUGUUCGAAAGCGUGGUGUGCCGAUGGCCCACGCGUCCGAGAAGCUGACAGGCGAACUGGUCCUCUUCUUCCUGGACCUGACUGUCAAUCGCCAAGCUGGAAUGCUCCUAUACCGUCUUCACGAUGACAUCUGGCUGUGCGGAGAGCCAGAUGCGAGCUCACAAGCCUGGAAACAUAUGCAGGAAUUCGCCAAGGUGUUCGGGCUCGAAUACAACCGCGAGAAGACAGGGUCGGUCUACCUGGUCAACGAUGCUCGCAGAGAUAAUCGGGUGGCAGCGAGCCUCCCUAAAGGUUCUGUGACGGUUGGGUUCCUUAAGCUUCAUCCCAGGACAGUAAAGAAGAUGAUACACGACCGCUUCAAAAUUGCAGACAUUCCGGACGCCUUUAUUUUCUUGCCUGAGCACCUAGGGGGACUUGGGCUACGUAAUCCGUUCGUGGGGCUCUUUCUUGUGAGAGGUAAGAUAGACAAGUCACCGGAGGAACUGGUGAAUGGCUUCAUCGAACGAGAGAGGGAAGACUACCUAAAGCAGAAGAAGGCAUUCGAGGAAACGAGCGAGGCAAUGCUAAGGAGACGGCUCCAUAAUCUCUACCCGGACGAUGGGGCGUCACGAGAGUCACGACUGGGGCUGGGUGCGCUCGGUGAGUUCAUGCCACUGGAGGAGUUUGGCAGAUAUCGAGAGGUGAGCAGCGGGGAACUUCAAGGCACCUACGCCCACCUCAUGUCAGUACCGGAACGAGAGGGUCUUGCGCUGAGCAAGGGGGUCGAGCAGGGCAUAUCAAAACUAGAGGAGGACGCGAGUGCCGGCCAACUCGAUGAGGAAAAGAGAUGGAUCCUGCAACUAUACGCAGAUGAGCUGAUGGAGUCAUGCGGCGGCCUCAGCCUGGUAGACAAGCAGUUUCUGCCCGUUGGGGUGUUGAAUAUGAUGAAGGGGAGGAAGGUGACAUGGAAGAUGAUUCUCUGA
Molecule: messenger RNA, 2520 nt
Organism: Phaeoacremonium minimum UCRPA7
Lineage: Eukaryota; Fungi; Ascomycota; Sordariomycetes; Togniniales; Togniniaceae
Exons: 2
Coding region: 1-2520 (839 amino acids)
Source: RefSeq, a predicted model, not a curated record